Boleophthalmus pectinirostris (great blue-spotted mudskipper) is the source of this 1876-nucleotide messenger RNA. RefSeq names its product uridine-cytidine kinase 2b (gene uck2b). The transcript is spliced from 7 exons. Gene Ontology annotation, cellular component: cytosol; cytoplasm. Bases 47 to 748 code for a protein of 233 amino acids. The record is from RefSeq and is a predicted model, not a curated record. Lineage: Eukaryota; Metazoa; Chordata; Actinopteri; Gobiiformes; Gobiidae. Gene Ontology annotation, molecular function: ATP binding; kinase activity.
GCCCGAUGAUCUUGCUUCGUUGGAGCUCCAGCUGCACAUUGCAAGUAUGGCCGGGGACACUGAGGCACAUCUAAGGGACCGGGCCGAGAAUGCCCACGUUAUUCGUCAGCCUUUUUUAAUCGGCGUGUCCGGCGGCACCGCAAGUGGCAAGUCAUCUGUGUGUGAGAAGAUCAUGGAAAUGCUGGGACAGAACAAGAUUGACCAUACCCAGAGGCAGGUGGCUAUUCUCAGCCAGGACAGCUUCUACAAAGUGUUGACUCCUGACCAAAAGGCCAAGGCACUAAAGGGCCAGUACAACUUUGACCAUCCAGAUGCCUUUGACAACGAGCUGAUCAUGCAAACAUUAAGACUCAUCCUGCAGGGAAAGACUGUUCAGAUCCCAGUUUAUGACUUUGUGACCCAUUCCAGAAAAGACGAGUUUGUGACUGUGUACCCUGCUGAUGUGGUUCUCUUUGAGGGGAUCCUGAUGUUCUAUUCUCAGGAGAUCAGAGACCUCUUUCAAAUGAAGCUAUUUGUUGACACAGAUCCAGAUACACGCCUGUCACGCAGAGUUCUCAGAGAUAUAAGCCAGCGUGGCAGAGAGUUAGAGCAAGUGUUGGCACAAUACAUAACUUUUGUAAAACCAGCCUUUGAAGAAUUCUGCUUACCAACAAAGAAAUAUGCUGAUGUCAUCAUUCCUCGAGGUGCUGACAACCUUGGUAAGAACAUCGAUGUAACAGUACAAGUUUAUUGGUGGCUAUCAAUUUGAUAGUACAGCACAUCCAAGACAUUCUGAAUGGUGGACUAAACAAGCGACACAAUGGGUGCACGAAUGGCCACAGUACCCCUCGACAACGAAGGACCUCAGAGUCGAGCAGUCGUCCUCAUUGACCUCGUCACACCUCUCUUCAGUGCGGAGAGGGGUGUGGAGAGUGCUGUAAAUAAUGCGAGUUGGUGGUCAACAUAUUUAAGAAUCAAAUAAUUGCAAUGCCUUUUACUACUACAUUUGGUAUUGGUUUAAUUCCCUGUAAUAGUUGGAUGUAGGGGUUAGUGUUUUGUUACAAGGAAGGGGAAGGAGAACAUGGCCCAUUGUUUUUCUGGCAAGUCAAUGGUUAAAUCAUUUGUGUUUUCUCUCCUGGUUGUAUUUUGUUAAUUGACCCUCUGCUGCUUCGUGGAAGUCUAUGCCCAUAAUGAAUAAAAGAGGGAAACACUUUUAUUUUAUUUUAUGUCUGAAAAAAACUUGAAUCCUCAUGAUUGGGGGAGAUUGAAUCUCUAGAUGGGUAUCAUCAAAGAUGAGCUUUUAAAGGUGUCUGGUUUAUAUGCAGAAAAUCUUGUUUCUCAAAAUGAUUCUUUAAUGUCCAGUGUUGCACAGAACAAUCUAUUUAUGGUAUUGUAUACUGCAAAAUGUAUGUGUGGCUUCAUUACUUGUAAUCAUAAGCAAAGUAAUACAAACCUCAAGCAACUGAAGCCAAAGGUAGACCGGCUGGGCGUUAAACAAUAUUGCAAGGUAUUGGCUACACCUACAUAGAAGAUGAACUGUGUUAGGACAAAAAAAGUGAUACGUGAACUCAGGUUGGCAACACUAUAAUAAAACGUUGAACAUUAAGUAAGAGUGCCACAGAUCAAUAUAUAAAAACCAGGAUGUGUGGCUGUUGUCCACAAAUUACUCUAUGCCUCUGCAAAGUUGCCUCAGGUAAUAUGAGAAAUCAUUAAACAAUGACAUCCCCGUAACCAUUCUAAUGUACUUGUUUUUGUACCUUAAUUGUAUUCUGUAAAAAGAUGUGUGAAUGGUUUGUACCAGCUAUUUGUACUGUAUGACUGCAAUGGAUUGUGGGGAUAAUUUUUAUUCAAAUGAUCCAAUUGGUUAAUGACCAAUAAAGUAUCUCAACCAACUAAA